AUGGUGAAUCCGGGGAAGGCACACUGGGAAGCUGUGAAGUGGAUCCUGAGGUACUUAAAAGAGGAAUGUGAUAUUUCACUCUCGAAGGUACACACAAAUGAGAACCCAGCUGACAUGUUAAUCAAAGUGGUGACGGAAGGGAGAAGGGUGAAGGUGGUGAAGGUAGUGAAGGCAGCGCCUAGGCGCCAUGUGCAGGCGCCUAGGCGCCCCGACUGUGGAGCCAAGGCAGAAUGUUGGCGCCUAGGCGCCCCGAAGAAAAUGAUUUAUUUUGUUUCCUUUAUUUUGUUCAUCAUCUUCCUUUACAAAUGGGCUACUUCAAAAUCCAAGAAAAGGUUGCUACCAUCUCCAGCGAAACUUCCAGUAAUUGGAAAUCUUCACCAACUCGGCUUACACCCUCAUCGCUCCCUUAAAGAACUAUCCGAACGCUACGGUCCACUCAUGAUGCUUCAUUUGGGCAGUGUACCAGCACUGAUAGUCACCUCCGCGGACGCGGUUCGAGAGAUAGUGAAAAAUCAGGACCUGAUUUUCUCAAGCAGGCCGAAACUAAGUGUUAUGCAUAGAAUUGUUUAUGGCUCCAAGGACAUAGCUUUCGCUCGUUAUGGUGAUCACUGGAGGCACGUUAGAAGUAUAGGCGUGCUUCAGCUUUUGAGCAACAAGAGGGUUCAAUCUUGUCGUCAUAUAAGAGAAGAAGAAACAGUGGUCUUGGGGAAGAAAUAUGGCGGUGGAGAAGAAAGUGAGAACUUUGAGUUGAUGUUGAAGGAGAUUGGGGAGUUAUUGGUCACUUUUAACCCUGGGGAUUUCGUGCCAUGGCUAAACUGGGUUAGUCGUGUGAAUGGUUUGGAUGCCAGAUUGGAGAAAGUGGCUGAAUCAUUUGAUGAAUUUUUGACCCGUGUAGUUGAAGAGCAUAGAAGUCGAAUUGUUGUCGGAAAUUCGACUAAUGCAAUCAAAAGAAGAAAUAAAAUAAGCAAAAAAAUAAACAGUAAAUGA
Olea europaea var. sylvestris is the source of this 987-nucleotide messenger RNA. RefSeq names its product cytochrome P450 71A3-like. Gene Ontology annotation, molecular function: monooxygenase activity; oxidoreductase activity, acting on paired donors, with incorporation or reduction of molecular oxygen; iron ion binding. Lineage: Eukaryota; Viridiplantae; Streptophyta; Magnoliopsida; Lamiales; Oleaceae. The record is from RefSeq and is a predicted model, not a curated record. Bases 1 to 987 code for a protein of 328 amino acids. The transcript is spliced from 5 exons.